Messenger RNA from Aureobasidium melanogenum CBS 110374, 603 nucleotides. Its product is annotated as DUF962-domain-containing protein. Gene Ontology annotation, cellular component: endoplasmic reticulum. NCBI's taxonomy places the organism in Eukaryota, Fungi, Ascomycota, Dothideomycetes, Dothideales, Saccotheciaceae. The coding region runs from base 1 to 603 and encodes 200 amino acids. The transcript has 4 exons. Gene Ontology annotation, biological process: sphingoid catabolic process. The record is from RefSeq and is a predicted model, not a curated record.
AUGUCUCUCAAUCUCGAAAAGCAGCUUCUCUUUUAUGGUUCUUACCAUCACAAUCCCGUCAAUGUCGCCAUCCACAUCACCUGCGUUCCUCUGAUUCUGUUGACCGCCUUCCUUUUCUGCACCAACACUCCUGCGCUUCCUCUCCCGGAUGCUGUCACCAUCCCCAACUUACCAGCCAACCUGGGCACUAUUGUGGCUUCGCUUUAUUCACUCCUCUACAUCCUGAUGGAACCUGUUGCAGGAGGAAUGUUAGCACCUCUACUCCUCUCUGCCACUGCCUAUGCCAAUCAUCUCACCUCAACCUACGGCAUGACCGCUAACUACUACGCUCUUGGUCUGCACAUCUUCGCUUGGCUUGCCCAGUUCGUUGGACACGGUGUCUUCGAAGGCCGUGCUCCUGCUUUGCUCGACAAUCUCGUUCAGGCUUUGUUCUUGGCCCCUUUCUUUGUCUGGCUUGAGGUUCUCUUCUUCCUUGGAUACCGUCCCGAACUCAAGGCCAGGCUCGACCAAUCCGUUGCCAAAGAGGUUGCAAAGUUCAAGGCUUCAAAGACCUCCAAUGGAAAGGCCAAGGCCAACGGCACUACAAACGGUACAGCCCACUGA